AUGCACUUUGGGCCUACCGAACUUCUAGGAAAGAUCAAAGAAAUCUUAGAAAAGACCUUAGGAACUUCUAGGAAAGAUUGGUCUAGAAAACUGGACAAUGCACUUUGGGCCUACCGAACUGCAUACAAAACCCCACUAGGAACAACCCCAUUUCACAUACUCUAUGGAAAAUCCUGUCACUUACCGGUUGAGCUAGAACAUAAGGCAGCAUGGGCUAUAAAAUUAUUAAAUUUCGACAUCAAACCAGCUGCCGAAGAGAGACUAAUGCAGCUUAACGAGCUGGAUGAAAUAAGACACUUAGCCUAUGAGAAUUCAAAGAUCUAUAAAGAGAAAACGAAAGCAUAUCAUGAUAAAAAGAUCAUCUCCAGGCACUUCAAACCAAAUGAUCAAGUGCUGUUAUAUAACUCUCGGCUUACGCUGUUUCCCGAAAAACUCCGAUCUCGUUGGUCAGGUCCUUUCACUGUUGUGGAUGUCAAACAUUAUGGAGCCAUCACACUUAUAAACGAUAAAGGAGAAGAAUUUACAGUGAAUGGUCAACGAGUGAAACACUACUGGGCUAAACCGCCAAUUAGCAGGCCUUUAAACUUAGGCCUUCUUCCUGAUAAUUAG
Molecule: messenger RNA, 609 nt
Organism: Brassica napus (rape)
Lineage: Eukaryota; Viridiplantae; Streptophyta; Magnoliopsida; Brassicales; Brassicaceae
Exons: 1
Coding region: 1-609 (202 amino acids)
Molecular function (GO): nucleic acid binding
Source: RefSeq, a predicted model, not a curated record